CGAGAAGCAGAGUACUGUGGAAGCCGCCUCCAUUUCCCCCCUUCUCCUUGCCUAGUUUCCCCGGCGCUUCUUAACCAUCCCCGCCGCACAAGGAGGGACACCGGCUGAAGCUCCAAGCACCCGGCCGCCGAAUCGAUAGCCGCGAGAGACAAGUUGCUCUCAUCUUGGCUGCUAGCGCUCAAGAGCAAGGCCAUGGACAACUGCACCGACCAGAACCUUGCACCGAGGGGCACUGGAUUCUUCAGGGCCCCUGGCCUGUUUGUGAGGCUAAGCAACAAAGGCCUAAAUGCAGUAGACCCUGACUCAGUCUGGAGCCCAACCUCGCCUCUGGAUUUCAAGAAUCUGCCAUCAAACACUGUGAACACCAAUCUUAAGGCCUCAGGGUUACAAGGUAUUGAAGCUGAUCUGAAGCUCAGAACUUGCUCUCCCAGAGUUGGUCUCGGUCUCGUCGAUGCCCUCACAGCCAACGAGAGCUCGUUGCACUUUGGGGGCAAGAACUCCUUUCUUGAAUCCAUUAGACCAUUUCUUGAGCUUGCGUUGCCAAAGGUGGCUACCGAUGCAUCUGGUCAGAAGACCGGUUCGACUGGUGCCGCCAUGAACGGGGUUACAGGCUUUGCUCAGUGUGAAGACGAAGAGUACACCUGCGUGAUCCAGCAUGGCCCGAACCCGAGGACGACGCACAUUCUCGGAGGCGAGACAGUGGAGGUGUCCAAGGGUGUUCGUUCCAACAGGCCAAUUUUCAGCAUUGAGCCUAUCAGCGAGCAGUCAUGGCCGUCGAUGCCAGCUGAUGGUGUCACUUCUGGUUUGUGCUCCUACUGCAGGAGGAGGCUGCGACAGGACAGGGACAUGUACAUGUAUAUGGGCGAGAAGGCGUUCUGCAGCAACGAGUGCAGGAAGUGCUGCAUUGAGGAGGAGAUCGAGGAGGUGGAGGAGCUUAUGAUGCUGGAUUCUGGCAAUUGUGCUGCUCUGAAUUGAUCAAGAUUCGCUGGUGGUGGCAGGGUACCGUUGCCCACAAGCGUCUGCUCUUGUUUUUGGUUUCAAACUAGUAGGGCUCAGUAGGGAAGGAGAAAAACGCUUCUCAUUCUAGUUUUUUUCUGAAUGGAGGAGAGGUUUUGAGUUAGCCAGUGUCUGCCAUAGUGCAAUGGCUAGACCAUUUUCAUGGGUAUU
Messenger RNA from Lolium rigidum, 1167 nucleotides. Its product is annotated as FCS-Like Zinc finger 10-like. The record is from RefSeq and is a predicted model, not a curated record. Bases 193 to 975 code for a protein of 260 amino acids. Lineage: Eukaryota; Viridiplantae; Streptophyta; Magnoliopsida; Poales; Poaceae. The transcript has 3 exons.